This is a messenger RNA of Plasmodium malariae, 1005 nucleotides long. Its product is annotated as conserved Plasmodium protein, unknown function. Gene Ontology annotation, biological process: membrane organization; endoplasmic reticulum tubular network organization. The record is from RefSeq and is a predicted model, not a curated record. The transcript has 9 exons. Gene Ontology annotation, cellular component: endoplasmic reticulum; membrane. NCBI's taxonomy places the organism in Eukaryota, Apicomplexa, Aconoidasida, Haemosporida, Plasmodiidae. The coding region runs from base 1 to 1005 and encodes 334 amino acids.
AUGAAAAACCUAACGGAAGCGGAGCAAAAGUAUUUGAACCAUGAUUGGGUGAAUGACAAAAAGUGGAAAUUAUAUUUGAGCAACCUAUACCCCUCACCAUCAAUGAAUAAUAUGGAAAAAUAUAAGAAAAAAUAUUUUCAGAAAAAUAUUGACAACAAUCUUGACAUAAAUACAAAUUUUGAUAGUAACAAUAAUAGUCAUAAUAGUCAAAAUAGUUUUAAUAGUUAUAAUAAUAAUAACAAUAAUAACAUGAGAGAGCAAAAACAAGAAACUUCGAAUUUUUAUUCUCAUAAUACUAAUUUUUAUAAUAACAUUGGGCAAUUACCAGUGUUCAUAUUUUUCUAUUGUACCUUUGUUUUGUGUACAAGCCUCUUUUAUUUUAUAAUUCUUUCCUUAAACUUGAGUUUAUACAAAAAAAUUGGAACCUUUAUGUCUUUGUCCUAUUUUUUCGCAUUCUUAAGUUUACUAUUUUUGGAGUACAAAACACAGAAACAAAACUUUUCCUUAUUGCAGUUCUUCUCAAGCGAAAAGGGCCAUUAUUUGUCCUACUCUUUGAUACUUUUUUUUAUUAAAGACGCCGUCUUAAUAUUUUUACCAAUUUUUUUUACUCUUCUAAUAAAUACUUACCUUAUAUAUAAACAAAUUAAAUUUAGUUUUUCUCCCAUAAUUCAAAGGAAUUAUUACUUCAACAAAAUUGUGUCUUAUUUGGACAAAACUAUCCUGAAUGUUUACAUGAUGAGGGCUAAUGUUGAGAUUUACAAUUUGCUUUUUAUAAUUAUCUGUUUGUUUCUCAAAAGGGCCAGCCUACUGAACUUAAUUAUUUAUAUGCACUUCUUUAAACUAAAAUAUAGUUCUUCAGAUUCCUAUUUUCACGCUUGCUACUCAAAAAAUGGAGAAAUGAUUAGACAAUGUUUGUCUCAUCCCAUGGUACCAAAAAUAUUUCUGACCCUAUUCAAUAAGGUGUCUCACUACCUUAAUGUAUACUUAAGUUACAGGAGGGGAUAA